This is a messenger RNA of Diversispora eburnea, 945 nucleotides long. The record is from the annotation of a GenBank genome assembly. Lineage: Eukaryota; Fungi; Glomeromycota; Glomeromycetes; Diversisporales; Diversisporaceae.
AUGACAAGUACAGAAUCUGCGAUGUUACUUACACGUAACGAAGCAAGAAAACUUCGUAAACUUCAAAUCAAAAAACGCCGAGCUUAUGAAACCGUGACAAAAUUUGAGAACGUCACGUGCAAUGAACUGUUUUCGGACGUGCAAACUCAAUAUUUAUGUUUAAUAAAUGUAAAUUUUGGAGGAGUAGGAAAUGUCACGACAGAACAAUUAAUAAAAAUAUUUAAUUCCUUUAAGGGAUAUAUUGGAAUUAGAUUAACACAUGGCAAGCCUUAUUCGUUUGUUAUGUUUGAUUCAGCUUCAACUGCAAAUAUUCCGGGAUUAUUUUUAAUAGAAAAUUUUAUAUCGGAUGAAUUAAGUGAAAGUAUUUUAAAUACUGUUUAUUCAAAUACUGGAUGGAUUCUUUUAAAACAUCGGAAGGUGGUGGUUGGUGAACCCUCACAUGAAUUUCCAUCAUUCAUGAAUUCAAUUUUUGAUAAAUUAAAAAAAAUAAAUUAUCCUUUAUUACCAGAAAUGGAACAACUUUCUAUACUUCAUUAUCCAAUUGGAACAGGAAUUCCACCUCACAUAGAUACUCAUUCAUCAUUUGGAGAAUUUAUCACGUCAAUUAGUUUGGGAAGUCCGGUUAUUAUGGAAUUCAAAAAUGUUAAAACUGGUGAAGUGAUUAAUAUCGAUUUACCAGAUAAAUCUUUAUUGAUUCUUUCUAAUGAAGCGAGAUAUGUUUGGAGUCAUUCGAUUCGAGCACGAAAGAGUGAUCAAUUAGAUAAUGGGCAAGUUAGAGAACGAGGACCACGUGUCUCAUUAACACUUAGAACCCUUAACCCUGACAAAAUUUGUAAAUGUUCAUGGCCAGAAUUAUGUGAUCGAAAUAUUAUUCAUUUGGAAUUGAAUCAAACACCCAACAGUAUUAUUUCUUUCAUUCCUAGAAAAAAGAAAACAACAAAUUGA